AUGAAAUCAACAAAAAACGAUUCAGAUAUUCUAGAUGAAAAAUACUAUGAUUUUAAAGAUUUAAAUUAUACUCGAAGUUGGAUAAUUGCUGGUAUUAUAAUUCUUGCAGCAGCUAUUGCAUUGGCUGCUGCUUCUAUUGCUUUGCCAACAUUUGUUAUGAUCAGUCCAUCUGUGUUUGAUUCAACCAAUGCUAAUAUUAACAAAGCGAGAACUUUGGGUUAUACACAAGUCUGUUUUACAUCAGUUAAUUUCAUUAAAUUUCAUUAUAAACAAUUUCUAAUAUUAUUUCAUUGUAACUUUGAUCAUUGUCAUUUUGUUUUAAAUAUAUCUAUAUCUGUAUCUAUAGAUAACACAUGCCAGAAUCGUGAAUUAAGUUACGUAGAUGAAUAUUCAGGUUUAAUGACAAAUCUACGUCUUGCUGAAUUGGCUAUGCAUGCAAUCGCUAUCAUUAUCAUGGGUAUUUGUUUCAUAGCUGCACUUGCAUUGAUUAUUGUUUGGUGUAGACAAUAUGAAGAUAAUAAAUGUUAUAGAAAUUGGCGAUUAAUCAUUGGUAUAUUCCUUAUGAUAGCUGGUUUUUGUCUUCAAAGUUCAAUUAUUAUGUUUCAUGUUGAACAAUUUGAAGAUAAAUACGGUAUAUCAUCUGGAUAUCCAUAUGGAUUUAACCAAUGGUCUGAAAAUCAACGUACAACAACAUCGAUCAAUUAUGGUUCUGGUUACAUUUUAUUAUGGCUUGCUACCAUUUUGUGUUUCAUAUCAGCUUGGAUAUUUGUAGGCACAUAUUGUUGUUGGACAAUGGAUGAUAUUGACAGUAAUGAUUAUAACUCAACUUUACCAAGAUAUUCAACGGACUCGGACAAAAAUAGACGUGGCACAGAAGGAUCCAUUGUUUAUCGAGAAGGCUGAUCAAACUACCUAGACCAGCAGGAAAAUGAUACACGUUGAAAGUAUUGAGGAAUUUAUUGAAAAAAAACAAAAAACAAGCAAACAUGAUAUUCUG
Schistosoma turkestanicum is the source of this 997-nucleotide messenger RNA. The record is from the annotation of a GenBank genome assembly. NCBI's taxonomy places the organism in Eukaryota, Metazoa, Platyhelminthes, Trematoda, Strigeidida, Schistosomatidae.